This is a messenger RNA of Hemibagrus wyckioides, 1692 nucleotides long. It is a transcript of the gene znf541, whose product is annotated as zinc finger protein 541. The record is from RefSeq and is a predicted model, not a curated record. Lineage: Eukaryota; Metazoa; Chordata; Actinopteri; Siluriformes; Bagridae. The transcript has 8 exons. Gene Ontology annotation, cellular component: histone deacetylase complex; transcription regulator complex. The coding region runs from base 271 to 1515 and encodes 414 amino acids. Gene Ontology annotation, biological process: negative regulation of DNA-templated transcription; regulation of transcription by RNA polymerase II. Gene Ontology annotation, molecular function: transcription corepressor activity.
ACCAACCUAGCAAGGAAGAAACUGUCACUGGAAUGGCUAGUCAGCCAUGUUCGGCUUGCCCCAUGAAACCCAUCGUUCCUCCUUUAUCUCCAUGCAAGACCAAGAAGAGGAGAGUAAAGAAUAAGACCUUAAAGGCAACCAAUAUUCCCAGCCUUACUCUACUUUCUACCAAACCCACUACUCAAAGACGCCACAGACCCCGCCCUGCUGACCUAGUUUCACCCAGCCUGGUAGCCAUGGCAUCCUUUAGUACAAAGAGCUCCCCCUCUGAUGCACUCAAGGAUAUAUCUUAAAUACCCACCUAGCACGCAUACACAGUCCUCACCUUCACAUCCACAAGCUCCAAGAACCUUUGACAAGUUGGAUCAGCAUUUAGAGUCAAUCUCGUCAACCAAGGGUGGGAGCAUGGACAUGGCAGGUGAUUGGGACCAGGUGGAACAGGAGGUCCAGCUUUCCCCAUUAGUCAUCCCAGUUUCUGUCCCUGUCUCAAGCAAAGACACCCCAUUCAACAAAGCCUCUAGAGAUAGUAAAAUCUCCCUGCCGAUCAAGAAGCAUCAGAACGUCAAGAAGUCACGUCAACCCAGUCUUCUUAAGAGCUUGAUUACACCCAAUCCGGUGGCAGGACGUUACGCAAGUCAGCUGCGUUCACCUACCUACCUUGCCGACCACCUGCUGAACUUUGAUCCACCGCCCUACACUCCUCCUCCCAUGCUAAGCCCGCUACGCCCCGGAUCAGGGCUCUAUUUCAACACUCUAUUGCAGUACCAGCCUUGCCUGCCUCCAUCUAGCAUCUAUUCUGCUUGCCUGGAUGAUAAAGAUGGGAUCUCAUUAACAUUGGACAAUACAGUCAGCAUAAAACCAAAGAUCAACGUGGGUUCACGUUUCCAAGCUGAGAUCCCUCCACUGCGCAAUCCUUUGCUUAUCCUGUAUGAUGAGCACCCUGCUCAGCUCGUCUGGGCCCCAUGGGGAGACCUGAACACUAAUCCUGAGACACAACAGAAUGGUUCGUUUCCUCCACACUCGGACUUACAAAUCAAAAUGAAUACAUUUUCUUUUGCAAGAUCUUUUAGGUACCAUUUUCAAGUGCAAAAUGGCUCAGCAGCAUGUGUACAAUCUUGCUCUACAGUUACAGAAUUCCUAGACAUGUGCUGUUCCAGUGUGCUACCAGGAGGGGGCACCAACACCGAACUUGCACUUCACUGUUUGCAUGAAGUUCAAGGAGACAUUCUAGCUGCACUGGAUUUGCUCUUAGUUAGAGGAGAUUAUCGGACUUCCUGUCACCCACUCAGUGACUAUCACUACACAGGGUCUGUCCACUGGACUGCUCAGGAGAUGAAAGACUUCCAGAAAGCCCUUCUCAAUCAGACCAAGGAUUUUCAGUUAAUUCAUAAAGCGGUACGAUUAUCAAAAGCCCAUGAAGCCAGUGUUACAGCUUUCCUACUUAAAGUAAUUAAUUUGUUUUGCAGUUACAAACUAAAUCAGUGGCCCAGUGUGUGGAGUAUUAUUACACCAUGAAGAAGCUAAAGAAGUUCAAGAAGCCGUGUAGAAGAAUAGAAAACACUGACGGAGCUGGAAAGAGUUCUGUAGGUGUUUCUGUAGGAAUUGUUUUAUAAUGUAUGUGUGUAUACACCAAUCAGGCAUAACAUUAUGACCACCUGCCUAAUAUCGUCUUGUUCUGUCUUUUGCUGGCAA